This is a messenger RNA of Acanthosepion pharaonis, 846 nucleotides long. The record is from the annotation of a GenBank genome assembly. Lineage: Eukaryota; Metazoa; Mollusca; Cephalopoda; Sepiida; Sepiidae.
AUGAACAUUCUUUCUUUUUUUCUCCUUCUUCGAGUUUCUCCGAAAAUCUUCUUCUUCCUGUUUUCUUUACUUUUAUUUUUGGCUGUCCUUCAACUAAAAUUGGUGUUAAUGUUCCUUCCAUUCUUAGCAAGAUCCUUUUCCCUAUUUGUUCGCUCUUUCCGACUUUAUUCCUUCUUUUCUCUCCCUUCUCUGUCUUCAUUCAUUUUCCCAUUCUCCACUUCCUUUAAUUUCUAUUUCUUUCUUUCUUUCCUUGAUUUGUUCGCUCUUUCCGUCUUUAUUUCUUCUUUUUCUUCCUCUUCAUUCAUCUUCCCAUUCGCACUUCCUUUAAUUUCUAUUCGUUUCUACCACUUCGUGAUAUCUACGUUUUUUUUCUUUAUUUCUCAUUUACUUUAUUUUGUUGUUUUCUUGUUCCUUUUCGUUCAUUUCUUUUUUUCAUUCAAAUCUUUCUUUAUUGCUUUUUCUCACUCUCUACUUUUUUUCUUUCUGCCCUUUUUCAUGAAUGCGUGUUUUCUCUACUUCUCUCUUACAUUCUACAAUUGUUUUCUUUUCCUUCUCCUUCACCUCAUUUAUUUUUGCAUAUUAUUUUAUUCCCUUUUAUUUUAUCUCUUUCUUUCCUUCCUUCUAAUACUAUCCCCUUCUCCUUCCUCUCUCUUUUCAUUUCCCUCUCAUUUCUCUUUGUUUUCCUCUUUUUUAUCCUAUUCAGAUUCUUUACUUCCUGCCCCCUACCUUUUCAACUCCCUCACUUAUUAUUCUUUGUUUCCCCCAAUCUUUUUUUUAUUUAUUUCACCCCCUGUCCCCUCUACUCUCGUGCCCUUUUGUUCCUACCUUCUAGCCACCAUUGCUUAA